Messenger RNA from Neoarius graeffei (lesser salmon catfish), 4092 nucleotides. RefSeq names its product Rho guanine nucleotide exchange factor (GEF) 7a (gene arhgef7a). Gene Ontology annotation, biological process: intracellular signal transduction. Lineage: Eukaryota; Metazoa; Chordata; Actinopteri; Siluriformes; Ariidae. The record is from RefSeq and is a predicted model, not a curated record. Bases 398 to 2806 code for a protein of 802 amino acids. Gene Ontology annotation, molecular function: protein binding; guanyl-nucleotide exchange factor activity. The transcript is spliced from 22 exons.
UCAUGCCUAUGUAAAAUAAUGCAAAACCGACCUAGUGAACACGCACAAUCGCUUGGGAAGGCAUAGGUGCUCACACACACACACACACACACACACACGCGGCUGUCAGUGAUGUCAUUUGCCAGAAGGUGAAGAAGCAGACGAAGCAGGUGGAGGUUAGUGCGUUUGCCUGCUGAAGGCGUUUUGACAGCCACGUCGUUCAUGAUUUGUCGAGAAGCUGUAGAGAGCUCAGACGGACGCACUGCCUGCUGCGCGAUGCGCCACAUUCACACGGGCGGCUGCACGGAAAAUGGUGGCGCUUAAUUCAACGGCCGGCUGAUAACCACUCCUUUAAUUAUUUGUCCUUAAUACCUACUAACGCCUGGCGACAAGGGUAGGCUAUUCGUGGCGUUUGACCAUGAAUCCGGCGGAGCAGACGGUUACAUGGCUCAUAACCCUGGGUGUGAUGGAGUCGCCGAAGAAGAGCGUGUCGGACCCGGCGGCGUUUCUGCAGCGCGCGCUGAAGGACGGAGUCGUGCUCUGUCGGCUGAUCGAGCGCCUGCGCCCCGGUACCACCGAACAAGUUUUUCAGGAGCCCAAAACCGACAGCGAGUGUCUGAAUAACAUAAAGGAGUUCCUGAAAGGCUGCGCUGCGUUUCGUGUCGAGCCAUUUGAAGCAAGUGACCUGCUGCAAGGCCAGAACUUCAGCAAAGUUCUCACCACAUUGGUGUCACUCAACAAAGUGACUGCAGAUAUUGGCAUUGGCAGUGAUUCUGUAUGCACCCGUCAUUCUACUGCCCAUCGGAUCAAGUCCUUUGAAUCCCUGGUCUCGCAAACAUCACUGGGCCGAUCAUCCAAACUCCUCCAUAACCAGUUCCGAAGCCUGGAUAUGACGGAGAAUAGUAACACCCAGUUGGUGGUGAAAGCCCGCUUCAACUUCCAGCAGACCAAUGAGGAUGAGCUCUCCUUCGCCAAGGGUGACAUCAUCACAGUCACCCGCACGGAGGAGGGAGGAUGGUGGGAGGGCAACCUCAGUGGAAAGACUGGCUGGUUUCCAAGCAACUAUGUCAGAGAGGUCAAAGGUUGUGACAAGCAAGUUUCCCCUAAAUCUGGAACACUGAAAAGCCCCCCGAAAGGUUUUGACACCACUGCCCUAAGCAAAACCUACUACAAUCUGGUGUUACAGAACAUUUUAGAAACGGAGACAGAAUACUCAAAGGAGCUGCAGAAUCUUCUGACCAACUACCUGAGGCCACUUCAGAACACAGAAAAACUUGGCUCUGCAGACGUCAGUGUCAUUAUGGGGAACCUGGAGGAAAUCAGCACCUUCCAACAAACUCUUGUCCAGUCACUAGAGGACUGUACUAAACUUCCAGAGCUGCAACAGAAAGUAGGGGGCUUUUUCUUAAACCUUAUGCCAAAAAUGAGAGCACUGUAUACAGGUUACUGCUCAAACCAUCCGUCAGCUGUUAACAUUCUCACUGAUCACAGUGAGGAGUUAGGAGACUUCAUGGAGAGUAAAGGAGCAAGUUCUCCAGGCAUCCUCACUCUGACCACAGGCCUUAGCAAACCUUUCAUGAGACUAGACAAAUACCCAACUUUACUGAAAGAACUGGAGAGACACAUGGAGGAGGGUCACCCAGAUCGGACUGAAAUUCAAAAGUGCAUGACAGCAUUCAAGAAUCUUUCUGCCCAGUGUCAGGAGGUGCGGAAACGGAAGGAGUUGGAGUUGCAAAUUCUCACAGAAUCCAUUCGUUUGUGGGAGGGUGAAGACAUCAAGACUUUUGGCUCUGUGAUCUACAUGAGCCAAGGCAUGGUACAGAGCCAUGGCUGUGAGGAAAGGAAUGAACGUUACCUCAUGCUUUUCCCUCAUGUUCUACUUAUCCUCUCGGCCAGCCCAAGAAUGAGUGGCUUCAUCUACCAGGGCAAGCUGCCUUUGAAUGGAAUGACAGUAACUGCUUUAGAGGAGUGUGAAAGCCAUAAAAAUGCUUUUGAGCUCUCGGGUUGUAUGUUUGAGAGGCUGCAGGUUAUCUGCUUUAAUAAGAAUGAUCAACAGGAUUGGUUGGAGCACCUGAACCGCCAGACCAAACACACAUCCAUGACUGCUCCAAGCAUGAAACCACUCACAGUCCCUUGCCACACGCUCCCAUCCCACCCUCUAACACCAUCCAGACACGCAGAGAGCCGAGGCCUGACUGUGGCUCCUGCCUACCACACGCUCCCUCACUCCUCCUCUCAUGGAGUGCCACAAAGCACUGUAAUGUGGGGGCCUUUGGAACCUCCCAAAACCCAGAAACCUUGGAGUCUGAGUUGCUUGAGGCCAGCACCCCCACUCAGACCAUCAGCUGCUCUCUGCUAUAAAGAGGAUCUCAGUAAAAGCCCGAAAAGUAUGAAGAAGCUGCUGCCCAAACGGAAACCUGAAAGGAAGCCAUCCGAUGAGGAGUUUGCAUUGAGGAAAAGUACUGUAGCACUGGAAGAGGAUGCUCAGAUCCUGAAAGUUAUUGAGGCCUACUGUACGAGUGCCAAAACCCGACAGACUCUCAACUCAAGACAGAGGAGAGACACUGCUCCAGCCCUGAUACUACCUGCAGAGGAGAAGAUAAUCGUGGAGGAGAUCCAAAGUAAUGGACAGACUGUUAUGGAAGAGAAGAGUCUCAUAGAUGUUGUUUAUUCACUAAGAGACGAGGUUCAAGAACUUAAACAGGACAGUAAGAAAAUGAAACGGUCUCUGGAAGAGGAGCAGCGGGCUCGUAAAGACCUGGAGCGAAUUGUUCGGAAAGUUCUAAAGAAUAUGAAUGACCCAUCUUGGGACGAAACCAAUUUGUGAGAUCAUGAGAAAGCAUCUUACAGAAAUACUUGGACCUUACAACUGACAUGACCAUGCAACCAUGCGAGAAGGGAAGUGGUUGUAAUUCUGCAUGAACUGUUCCUGGUUUACUUCAGCUACGAUACUGUUAUAGGUAACCUCACUGAGAAUUGUACAUAUUACUGCUCUGGAUUGUUUGUGAACUGUGAACUUGUGUUUCAAGAUACUCCAUGUGUAAUUUGUAAAUAUUACAGAGAUAAUGGUAUAAUGGUAUGUAUUCCAAAUGUCCAACUGUAUUUUUUCUCCCCUCUCCAUUUUCAAGUGACUUGAGACUAACUUUAUAAUGACUCAUUCGGCUAGGUUUCAACACGCUCUACUAUAUAAUGAAUACGAAUUAACUUUUAAAAUGUUAUAAUGCAUGUUCUGUUGUGGCUUUUCAUGAACCGGUUAAUGCCAUGGAGGGUCUUUCUUUCUUUUUUUUCUUUCUUUUUUUUGGGGGGGGGGCAGGGGCAGAUGUUGGCAUUUUGUUUUUUGCUAUUUAACAGUUAUUCCAUGAAAUCGAGUCACACAUGAGCUGAUAGCUAACGAGGUGCGUAGUGCCAAGUUGGCUAUAAGCCAUGUAUGACGAGAUUGAGUGGAAUAACUGUUUUAUUAUAUCCACAUUCACUGGAUUUUGAGAAACAGCAUUUUUAUUUUUUGCAAAUUUGAUGAAUAAAAACUUUAUACAAAACGUCCGACAAAAUCAUUUCCGUUUAGAAUGUAAACAAACUGGUGAAACGAUAGUAGCAAUUUGUGAAAAAUGCUAUAAUAAUAAUAAUAAUAAUAAUAAUAAUAAUUCUUGAAAAAUAAAAAUUGUACAUUUUUACCGUCAAAUACUUUUAUUCCAUAUUUUGUUGCUUUUUUUGUAUUUUUGGGGGUUUGUUUUCGAGUACAUUUUUUAUUUCAUUCUCAGUUGGUUCAGCAACACGCUCUGCCAUUUUGUUUUUCUCUGCUCAUGGUAUAUGAGCUGAUAGCCUAGUAAUAGAGUAGCCAAUCAGAGCGUGCGAUUGCUCAUAUCCAGUGAAUGUGGAUAGAAUAAAUUACCACUAGCCCUUGAAGCAUGAUUCUAUACUAUUUGUAGCUGUACUUAACGCUUACUGAGUCAAAUUCUUAUGUAUGAGCUGAUUGUUCUGUGAAUGCUCAUUGAGGACAGUCAGGACAGGAAUUACCUCACCAAAACACUUUCAGUGUGUAUACUGAUGACGCUUCACCUCCACACGACUCCCUUUGUCGUUGUAAAUUCUGUAAAUAAAGAUGUUUUCUUACAA